Molecule: messenger RNA, 3924 nt
Organism: Carassius gibelio (silver crucian carp)
Lineage: Eukaryota; Metazoa; Chordata; Actinopteri; Cypriniformes; Cyprinidae
Exons: 10
Coding region: 628-3924 (1098 amino acids)
Source: RefSeq, a predicted model, not a curated record
GGCUGCCUCCAGCUCAGCUUCUGCAGAGGAACCAUCUGAUGAAGAUCUGCUUGCUGCAGUGGCACAUGUAGAUGUUCUAGCCUUCAGUUGGACUGUUUUGGAAACAGUAAGGUAGGAGGUGUACUGCACCUUCCGGUCGCGCGGGCUAAAGUGGCUUUCUUUCUCCUUUUUCUGCUUUUAGUAAAGUUUUAUGACAUCUUUUUACACUUGCCUUUUUUUGCACAUUACAUAACCUGUUUUGUUAUUAUGUAUUAUCAGCCUUCAGAUGGAUGGUUUUGGAAACAGUAAGGUAGGAGGUGUCCUAGACCUUCUGGUCGUGCGGGCCAAAGUGGCUUUCUUUCUCCUUUUUCAGCUUUUAGUAAAAUUUUACUAUCCUUUUAACACUUUAUGGCUUCCUUCCAACACCGCUCGAUUUUUGCCCCCUGCUCACCUUUGAGCAAUUGUCUUUUUAUCAACGCACAUUUAUGUUUGUCAUCAUCUUUUUAGCAUUUCAUAGUUUUCAAUCUUUAAAUGGGUGGCUACAGCUGCAAUCACUAAUCUUAACAUACUACUAAUGUUAAAUAGUAGCACUAACAUCUAGCAGCAGUAGUAGUAAUUGUAUUAAUCUUGUAAUAGUAAAUAACACUGAUGGCGUCACUUCGAUGUAUCUCAUUUACUUUUUUUCUUUUAUGCCACGCAGCUGAUGUGACUCGACCAUCCAGUCAGCCAGAACCUCUGCGCUCUGCAACAAGAGCUGCUGUGCCAGAACAGCGUCCUCUGCCCACAGAAGAACUGUUGCUGCCUGAAGGAUGGAGACAGACCCUGCCCAAAGAGCAGCAUUUGUGGGUCAGCAAGGCUCUUUUCACCAGAGACAAGUCUGGGAGGCUGGCGCUGACCAAAAACCUGCGUCUCUGGUGGCAUCCUCCUGGGCCCCGUCCUCUGUAUACACAGCCUCCUUCAUCACCUGACAGCUUCUUUCAUGCCAGGCUUUUCCUGUGGAUCCCUUACCGCUUGUGGUCAUACCGGCUGCUGUGCUCACAGCCCAACUGUCGCCGUCUUGGCUUCCCACUGACAGCGUGUGGGAUGUACAAGACUGUCAGGAGGGUCUUGGAUGUCAGUGGCUGGUACUUCAUGGCUACAGAAUAUCUCGAAUGCCGGUCCUGCAAAAAAAAGCUGGCAGGCUGGUCUCAGGAUAUUCUGAACCAGCUCGAUCCUGUCCACAGGGAAAUGUUUCCUGCGGUGUUGACCUACAGGCUGUCGUGUGAUAAGGAGAUUGUGAGGUGGAUGCGGGGGCGCUCAUUGGGGAACAGUGCAACUUCUGUGCACCGGAGCCUAUGCGUCAGGCACAGAGAGCAUUGGAUUGCCCAGACAACCCAUUUCCUCUCUGUGAUUGGGAAAUUCCCAGACCAUGCCACAGACCCUAGCAGUCUCGCUAACCAGCUGCCUCAGAUGGUACCUGUGCCUUGUCCGGGAUGGCUGCUGUCAGUUUAUGCCAAAGACGUACUGACACGGCUGCCGGAACUAAAGGCCAGGGUGACUUCUAUCUAUGGAACCAUCCUAAAAAUGGAUUCCACUAAGAAGGUCACUAAGAAACUGGCUGGUGAGGCUGCUGGCACAGCGGCAUGGGUCACAGAUGUGGGAAAUGAGUUUGGGCAGGUCCUCAUGUGUGUCCUCACUGAGGCAGAGGGUGACGGUCUGCUUCCCAUGUGCUCUGGACUUGUGGAGCGGUACCGUAGAGCUGGAGAAGCUCCUCCCCAAGUCCUAUAUGUGGACCGUGACUGCUGCUCUGCCACUGGGAAAGGAAAGGCGGCAGCAAUGUUUGGUGAGUGGGACCAGCUGCUUGUCAGGCUGGACGUGUGGCACUUCAUGCGGAGGUUUGCAGUAGGAGUGACCACAGACAGCCACCCGCUUUAUGGCCCCUUCAUGAAACGCCUCACCGCAUGCAUCUUUGAAUGGGAUGCUUCGGAUGUGGAGAGGCUAAAGGAGGCCAAGCGGUUGACAGGCUGCCAGCCCACCCCUAAAGAACUGGCAAAGCAUUGCCGCCGCCGCACUCGAGGGGCCCAGGAGACUGAGCAGCUCACUGAGAAGCUGCUUACAGACUUUGGUGGGGCUACAGACACCAUGGGCAUCAAGCUCCUUGACCAGGAGAGGAUGCGGGAGAUCUGGCGAACCCAGCAACGCCACAUGCAGUGCAUCCAGGACCCGCCAGGUGUACAGCUGUACAGGAAGACGGGACAGGUGACCAAGGAUGGGGUCAUUCUACCCGUGUACCGCUGUGCACGUGGCUCGACAUCCCUGGAGUCGUUCCACCUGCACCUGAAUCGCUUCGUGCCAGGUACAAGUGCAAAUGCGUUGCAUUUCCAAAUGUACCUGUUGGAAGGACUGGUGCAGUGGAACGAGGCACGUGGGGUCGCUGCAGUUGAAGGUGCCAGCAGGGAGGAGAUCUGCUAUGGUGGCCAGCUGCUGCAGUACUGUAAUGCACUGAGCCAGCAGCUUCUGGGUCUGAAACUGGCUCAGGAUUACACUAGCCCCGGCGAAUACACAGGAGAGCUCCUUGGUGUGGAAUAUUUGUAUUCCCAAACCAGGAGAGCUUUUGAGGAGGACUUAGGUGUAGAUCCUGAUAUUCCAGAUGGGAUUCGGGAUGAAGACCUGCAGGGUGAUCUGGAGGGGGAUGAGGGGUUUGAGGAUCUAUGCCUUGAUGAGUCCACAGAAUUUUUGGAACUCGAGGGCAAUGACCUGCAGCCCCCUCAGGGACAGACAGUGGCCCUACAACCUCCUGAUCAGCCCUCAUCAUCAUCAUCAGCAGCUGAGUCUUCCUCUCCUGCCUCGGGCACUCAGAGCCAGAUGGAAAGUGUGGGACCAGAUGGCCAGGGUGGUUAUGACCACGUCAUCAGGCUGGCCGACAGUCUGGUUGACCUGCGCCUUCAGGGGUUUGUCACUCAGGGUAAGGUGGAUGAGAUUGUUGUGCUGUGGAACAACCUGUCAGAUCAUGACAAGGGCACUCUCAUCUAUCCCCCCCGCCACCGUGACAGAGUCCUGAAGGGUCGCUUCAAGGUCAGCCAUUCGAAGACCAAUGUGAUCCCUGGGACGGAGAGUCUGAAGAGAUGCUUCCUUGGUGAAGGUGGACCAGCUCAGUGGCCCAGCACAAGCCGUGUAGUGGAAGCCAUCUGCCUGGCUCUCUGCCGAAUCUAUCCUGCCGGUCAGACCAUCGCUGGAGUCCGGAUAAAUCGAUGGGCUGCCAUCCUAAGGGAUUACAGAAUGAUCCGUGACAUAGUCCUGGGCAGCCCCGGAAUCAUGGCUCAAACCAAAUUAAAACUGUUUGAGCUAAACCAGCUCACUAUCUCUCAGUGGCACAAUGCCCGAAUAAAGAAGCAAGAGAGGGAGGUAUUGCAGCAGGACAUUGAGCCUUUCACUGCUCCUUUGGUGGCCCCUGAACAGCUCCCACCGGUACUGCCAAAACUACCGGAAGCAAUCCAGCAUGGUCACUCAUCCUUUGAGUUUAAAAUACCACAGGAUGCUUCCGGACAGGCAGCACCGCGUUCUCGAGGCCAGCUUCCUCCAGGGGGUUUGACACCAGCACCUCAAGUCCCUCCUGCCACUUCUGCCCCUGUGUCUGUACCUGCUGCUGCUGCACAUACAUCUACCAGAGCUACCGCAGCACCUGCAAUGCUCAUACCUGUUGUGGGAGCAGAUGAGCAGAGGGUGCCCAGGACCACAGCAUGGCGGCGAAAGAAGCUGGUAGAGGCAGCCGCAGCAGCUGCAGCUCAAGGUUUGGCUGCUAGGAAGAGGAAGUUACCUCAGCAGUUCCUUUGCCAAAAGUGUUGGCAGCCCAAGACUAAAGAAUUUGGCCACAGCCAGUUCAGGGGUGUCCACUUUUGUGCAAAGGUUUCUGGGAAGACUGUGGCACAGUGGAUGGAGGAAGUCAAGAAAGGAGAGAAAAAAUAA